Xiphophorus maculatus (southern platyfish) is the source of this 4294-nucleotide messenger RNA. RefSeq names its product phosphatidylinositol 4-phosphate 5-kinase type-1 beta (gene pip5k1ba). The coding region runs from base 498 to 2063 and encodes 521 amino acids. The transcript has 17 exons. Gene Ontology annotation, molecular function: phosphatidylinositol kinase activity. The record is from RefSeq and is a predicted model, not a curated record. NCBI's taxonomy places the organism in Eukaryota, Metazoa, Chordata, Actinopteri, Cyprinodontiformes, Poeciliidae. Gene Ontology annotation, biological process: phosphatidylinositol metabolic process.
AGACGGAGGGGAAGUGGUGAGGAUGCCUUACAGUGGCAGCAGCAGUCGGCUCUUCGUCUCUCAGCAGCUCAGCUCACGUCAACCUGCUGCUGGAGUUUCCUCACGCCAGAACUCAGCAUCCUGACGCUUCAGAAUCUGGAUUUGAAUCCAGAACCUUCAGAGCCAAGAGAUGAGGAAACUUCUCGGUCAUGAACAAACCUUUGUUUUGUCCCGUUUGCAUUUUGGGAAACUCAGGAUCUAAGCUGUUAUUGUGGAGGCUUCUGGAGCUAAAGGCUUACAAAAACUGAAAAGUACCUCAGAGUUAUGGAGUAGCUCAGACAGAACAGCCUGUACAAGGAGCUGCCAGCUGGGGAAAUGAAGUUUCCAUGAAGCCCAUCAGUCGUAAAGCUGUGUAUCGUUGGUUCAUUCAUUAGUGAGCACAAAAAAACAGGAAGUCAGUGAAAGUUGGAGGAAGAACAGCCGAGCUUCCCUUUGGUUAAGUUCUCUAAAUCCAAAAGAUGUCAACAGAGACCGUCGACAAGGAAGGAAGAGGAACCAAAACCUCUAAAACGUCAAAGGAUCACAAAAAGCCCACACCAGAGGCCCUGAAAGGAGCCAUCCAGCUGGGAAUCGGCUAUGCUGUUGGAAACCUGAGCUCCAAACCCGACAGAGAUGUUCUGAUGCAGGACUUCUCCAUGGUAGAAACCGUCUUCUUACCCAGUGAUGGCAGCAACCUGACUCCGGCGCAUCACUUCCCAGAUUUCCGUCUGAAAACGUACGCGCCGCUGGCCUUCCGCUACUUCAGGGAGCUGUUUGGGAUCAAGCCUGAUGACUAUCUGUACUCCAUCUGCAAGGAGCCGCUGAUAGAGCUGUCCAACCCCGGCGCCAGCAGCUCCUGGUUCUACCUCACCAGCGACGACGAGUUCAUCAUCAAGACGGUGCAGCACAAAGAGGCGGAGUUUCUGCAGAAGCUGCUUCCUGGUUACUACAUGAAUCUGAACCAGAACCCGCGGACGCUGCUGCCCAAGUUCUACGGCCUGUACUGCAUCCAGUGCGGCGGCGUGACGGUUCGCGUGGUGGUGAUGAACAACGUUCUGCCUCGAGCCAUAAAGAUGCACUUCAAGUACGACCUGAAAGGCUCUUCCUACAAACGCCGCGCUUCACGCAAGGAGCGCGUGAAGAACUCGCCAACGUACAAAGACCUGGACUUCCAGGAGAUGCACCAGGACGGGCUUUUCUUCGACCCGGACACCUACAGCGCCCUGAUGAAGACCCUGCAGAGGGACUGCAGGGUCCUGGAAAGCUUCAAGAUCAUGGACUACAGUUUGCUGCUGGGCGUCCAUGUGCUGGACAGGAAGCCGCUGAGCAGAGGGAACCGCUGCGACAGCAGGAGGGGACAGAAAGUCCUCUAUUCCACCGCCCUGGAGUCCAUCCAGGGGAACCUGAAGGACCCAGAGCCGGUCGCAGACGACGACACGUUGGGUGGGAUCCCUGCAAAACACAAAGAUGAAAACCUGCUCAUCUUUUUAGGAAUCAUUGAUAUUCUUCAGUCAUACAGGUUCAUUAAGAAAGUUGAGCACUCCUGGAAGGCUCUCGUCCACGACGGGGACACCGUAUCGGUCCACAGGCCCGGUUUCUACGCAGACAGGUUUUUAAAAUUCAUGGGAACGACUGUUUUCAGAAAGCUUCAUCCUUUAAGAGGAGCGUCUUCGAAGAGGAAGAGGAGUUCCCUACAGGUGGGGAAGGCGGCGUCUCAGGAGUUUCUGUCCACGCAGAAAGAGAAGGAGAAAGAGGAGAAGAAGGCGCAAAGCAUGGACAACCUGGAUGGAAACUUUUACAGUUCCUCCAAACAACCAGAUCUUCUCCCCAAAUCUGCUCUGACUGAAUCCAUCCGAAACGACGAAGAGGAAGCUGAAAACAGUGAAGAUCGCCGGGACUCCAGCUCCACUUUAGCUCUGGACGAUCCGCUGCCGUCGCUCAGCAGGAGCCAGUCAGACUCUGAGUUGGAUGUUUACUUGCCUCACACAGACUCGCCCAGGCGACCCAGCUGGAGCUGUUUGUGUUGCAACAUCCAUAAAAAUUGAGGAAGGACUUGUGAGAAAACUUUUAAAAGACUACAAGCAGCAACACACUGGUUCCCGCCUGCCUGCGUCACUCUGAGCCUCCAUCAUCGUCAUUUUCUGUGUUGUCAUCAAUGUGCCAAAUCACUGCAGAUCCAUUAUGAUUCUAUUAAUAGAAGGUGUUUGUUUGUGGUUUGAGAUCCACUGUUCUGACAAAAAACAAAAACACUAAGCUGCCACUGCUUCUUCCUCUUUCACUUAGUUGUUCACUGUGCUGGCAGUAAAUAUUUAAUUUUCACUUUGUUCUCUUUUGCUUCUUCUUCUUUGUUUUACUAUAAAUAUGAAACUUUCUCAGCGGCUGGAUCCCUGAGGACAGAAAUGACUUUCCCAGAAACGGAGUUCAGAGGUGAUUCUGUUACCUGUAGUAUCACAGUGCAGGUUGGACUGCUGUGUUUUUACAUACCGUAUUUCAAUGAAGGGUUGUGCUCUGCCACACUUACAGUAUCAUGCAAAACUUCUGAUAGCACUAAAUAAUACAGAUUAAACUUUCCCGGAACUUACUACUUCCUGGUGGAGCUUACCAGGUACCUUCCUGAGACUUUUCCCAGAUACCUAUCAGAUAAUUUACUGAAAUUGAUUGGUUAUUGGUUUAAAAUAUUUCUGGAAUCUAUUACGUAGGGUCCUGGAAUGGUCCUGGAGCCUCCUUGGUACUUUCCAGGAACCUUCCAUGGACCUUGCUAGGCACAUCCUUGGAAACUACAGGUACUUUUCUUGUAACAUCCCAGUUAUUGGAUUGAGAAUGGACCAGGUACCAACCUGGAAUGUUCUCAGAACAUACCAGAUACAUUUCUGGAAAAUACCAGAUACUUUCCUGAAAUUUGCCAGUGAUUAGCCUAAGACUUUUCUGAAACUUGUGCGGGAGUGUCCUGGAAUGGUCGUAGAACCUUUCUCGCAACUUAACAGAAACAUUUCCAGAGACCACCAGGCUCUUUCCUGUAACUUACCAGUUAUUGGGCUGAGACUUUGCUGGAACUUACCAGAUACCAACCUGGAACAUCAUCGGAACGUACCAGAUACUUUCCUGGAACUGUUCCUAGAAUUUACCAGGGACGUUCCUGGAAACUGCCAGGUACUGUACUGGAACUUUCCAGGUGCUAUCCUGGCAUUUUCAUGGAACCUACUAGGCACUUCCCAAGAAUCUGUCAUGGAACUCAACAGAUACUUUCCUGAAAGCCAUUGGUAUUUUCCUGUAACUUACCAGUUACUGGCCUAAGACGCAACAUUUCAUUUCCUGAACUUUACGAAAUACCAUCCCUGAACUUAGCAGGUCUCAGUCUGAUGGAAAGGUUUAAGUCCAGCGUUAAGUUUCCAGUCAGUGAUGGUCUGGGUCACCAUGUCAACUGCUGGUGUUGGUCUACUGAGUUUUCUGAACACCAGCAGUCUAGCAAUAUUAGAACAAUUCCUUCUAAAGCUUUAUGGACAUGCAGAUGUUUUCCAGCAGGACUUGGUACCUGCCAAAGAUGCCACAAGCUAGUUCAGUGACGAUAUUACUUUGCUUGAUUGGCCAGCAGAUGGACCUGAACAGUAAGGUCCAUUUAAGAUUGCUGCUUGGAAGUUAAACAUAAAAAUUCAGGGAUGAAUAAAUAAUACCAAACAUUAGUUUUCUUAAUUUGGAGAUGUUAGUCUGUUAGCACGCUAAACAUUAGCAUAACUGUUUUGUAGUUGUUACUGUGUGAGCCUAGUAGCAUCUGAACACAGCUGUAGUUUUUUGUGGCAUGAACUAAUCGUUAAGUCUCCAUAGAAAAUUGCUUUGAAGGCAACAGGUGAACAUUAGCAUGUUAGCAUGACGUGCUAAUUUGUUAGCUACAAAUGCUAUAGAUAUUAAUUUAAUAUAGUAGUAGAAAUAUUAGUUUUUCAUUUCCUGCAACAUGUUGUACAAACUGUCAUCAAGAUGGAGCAUCUUAGCCUUUAACGUUGUUUUUAAAUAUUGAAUUGUUAAACUGUGUUGUCAUAGUAACCAUUUACAGGCACAGUCUCAUUUUACCUUCAGAACAUAAUAUGCAGCAUUGUCAAAAUCUUUGUGAUUAUGCAAUAAAAGCUGUGAUUGUUUGAAAUGCCUUAAAUUCUGAUUUUAUGUAUAAAGCGUUUUGUUUUUUUGUCUUUGUUUGGCUUUAGUCCACAUGUUUAAACCAAAUGUGUUUUUCUGUGGUUUUUAAGACUACAAUUGUAAAUUUCUGGAAAAUAAAUUAAUAUUU